ACUGGACUGUUGCAGCGCUAUCGUUAGUCGUACGUUCUACGUGGUACAAGACGGACGCACAAUGUGGAAGAGCACGACCGUGAUUUUCAUUCUUGCUUGCGGCGUAGCUCUUUUAUUCCGGUCUAGUCCUAUUAAUAGGCCCAACUUGCCUGAGACAUUCUGGGGGCCGGAAAAAAACAAGGGAGCCUCGAAGGAAGUACGACCUUUCGUUAUUAAAGUACCAAAAUCGGUAAUUGAUGACCUAAAUGAACGGCUGACAAAAAGAAGAGAGCUGGUGGAACCAUUAGAAGAUACUGCAUGGACUUACGGCAUUAGUACAACGUACUUGAAAGAUGUUCUUGAAUAUUGGGCCACGAAGUAUAAUUGGUCUGAACGGGAAGCGUUGCUCAAUAAGUAUCCUCAAUUCAUGACCAAUAUACAAGGUCUGGACAUACAUUUUUAUCACGUGAAGCCUCAUAUCCCGCCGGAACGUAAAAACAUAAAGGUUUUUCCAUUAUUGAUGGUUCACGGCUGGCCAGGAUCCAUAGUGGAAUUCCAGAAAAUUAUUCCCAUGUUAACGACACCACGUCCCGACAGAGACUUUGUGUUUGAAGUAAUCGUACCUUCACUUCCGGGAUAUGGAUUCUCGCAAGCGGCCGUAAGGCCAGGAUUGGCCACACCGCAGAUAGCUGUUAUAUUCAAAAACCUCAUGCUGCGACUCGGUUUUAACAAAUUUUACGCCCAAGGCGGAGACUGGGGCUCACAAGUUGUUACGGAUAUAUCAAGUCUUUUUCCAGACAAUCUUCUUGGCACUCAUAUGAAUAUGUGUGCAAUUAUGGGUACGUCCAGUACAGUGUGGACUUUGAUCGGUUCGAUUUUUCCUUCACUCGUUGUCGACAAAGAACAUGCCGAUAGAAUGUAUCCUUUGGGACAUCACAUGAGUCGACUGCUUGAGGAAACUGGAUACAUGCAUAUACAAGCUAGUAAACCAGAUACUAUAGGAACCGCUGUGGCAGCCUCGCCAGUCGCAUUAGCAGCAUAUAUUUUGGAAAAGUUUAGCACAUGGACAAAUCCAGACUAUAGAUUCCGUCCGGAUGGCGGUCUCCUUGAGAAAUACACUUUAGAUGAGCUCCUGGAUAAUCUUAUGGUUUAUUGGGUUACCAAUUCUCUGCCUACGAGUGUACGACUUUAUGCCGAGAAUUUCGGCUCGGCUCACAUGGAAAGCAAGAUAGACCAAUUGCCUGUUAAUGUGCCAUCAGCGUGUGCGAUAUUUCCUCACGAGAUAUUUUAUCAGCCAGAAAGUCUUCUUCGUGAGAAAUAUACUAAUCUGAUACAAUUUAAUUAUUUACCGCGCGGAGGUCACUUUGCUGCGUUUGAAGAACCGGCUCUCUUAGCGGAUGAUGUCUUCAAGUUUGUGUUCACGGUUGAAGAUACCAAGAAAAAAAAUAAUGCCAAAAACAUGCCAAACGCGGAGAAGAAAAUAAAAGAGCCUACAAAAAUUUGAACGAAUAUUUAGCCGUGCUAUUUUAUCUAAUAAUAAAAUGUGAAGCAAUAGAUACUAGAUUUUACAUUAAAAACAAUGCUGUUUUGUAAAAUAUUAAAAUUUUUUAAAUAAAAUUAUUAUUUUUCU
Molecule: messenger RNA, 1609 nt
Organism: Monomorium pharaonis (pharaoh ant)
Lineage: Eukaryota; Metazoa; Arthropoda; Insecta; Hymenoptera; Formicidae
Product: juvenile hormone epoxide hydrolase 1
Biological process (GO): epoxide metabolic process
Molecular function (GO): epoxide hydrolase activity
Source: RefSeq, a predicted model, not a curated record